CCGCAAAACAACCAGAAAAGAAGAGAAGCUGUCGGUGUAGUUCCUGUUUGGAAUAAUUCGACAGUCACCCACUGUCCUCGCUGUGAUUCUUACACUUAAGCUUAGUGUGGUUAGCAGCGCCAUGUUUAAGGGUCUGGGGUCGUGGUUGGGUUUGGAGAACCCGACGAUCGUGAAGACGUCAGAUGACAGAGAGCAGGAGCAGGAGGAGCAGGAGGAGGUGAAGGUGGAGGAGAAGGUGGUGGAGGCUCAGAACGAGGUAAACAAACAGCAGGCAGCUGAGCAGCAUGGAGGAGAGGCUGAGGCCAACCUGGAGAACACGGAGCAGGGGAAAGGACUGGGAGACUACAUCUUCAGUUUUGCCUCCAGUGCCACCAAGAAGAUCUCUGAGUCCAUGGCAGAGACGGCUCAGACCAUCAAGAAGACGGUGGAAGAAGGAAAGAUCGACGGCAUCAUAGACAAGACAUUUCUGGGUGACUUCCAAAAGGAGCAGGAGAAGUUUGUUCAAGAGAACAAAGCAAAAAAAUCAGAAGCAGCAGUGCCUCCAUGGGUGGGCUACAAUGAGGAGGAGACAAUCCAGCAGCAGGUCCUUGCUCUGUCGGCUGACAAGAGGAAUUUCUUACGGGACCCUCCCGCUGGUGUUCAGUUCCACUUCGACAUGGAGCAGAUGUAUCCUCUGGCUGCUGUGAUGCUGGAGGAAGACGAGCUUCUAAACCGCAUGCGCUUCGACCUGGUUCCCAAACAUGUGAAGGAGGAGGCGUUCUGGAGGAAUUAUUUCUACCGGGUGUCUCUGAUCAAGCAGUCGGCUCAGCUCACAGAGCUGGCAGCCCAGCAGCAGCAGAAGGACGGUGAGGACAGAGGAGCCAGUGUUUCACCUGACGACGUCGUCUUAGCAGACAAUGUCAGACCAAAAACUCCACCAGUUUCCAUCAGUGACAAACAGAAGUCCUGUCUGCAUCAUUGUCAGCCACCUCAGGAGGAAGAGGAGGAGAUGUCCACGAGUCCCGGAGUGUCCGAGUUUGUGAGCGAUGCUUUUGACUCCACGGGGAUCAACCAGGAGGACCUGAGGAAAGAGAUGGAGCAGCUGGUGCUGGAUAAGAAGGAGAGCCCGCCCUCUCCUGACGACGAGUCCGCAGACUGGGAGAAGGAGCUGCAGCAGGAGCUCCAAGAGUACGAGAUGGUCGCUGAGUGCGACAACAAAGAUGAGCAGUGGGAUCAAGAGAUCGAGAAGAUGCUCCAGUCCGACGACAGCUAGACGACCACUGUGUGUCUGUCUCCUGUACAGGCGGUGAUCUGGCACCAGAGCGGAUGAAUAGUGAUGAAUAGUGACCAGUGAUGCACAUGGGGACGAACUUCCACAUCUUCCGCCCCUCCCAACUGUGACUACAAUCUUGUUAUUGUGUAGAUCCAGUUAGUGUGUCAGUGUGUCCUUUGUGCUGGAAGCAGUGGUCAUGGUCAGGCAUAUUAGUGAAGUACUGCUUCAUUUCUCCUUCUUAAAUUUGUUUGCUCUUCUCGGUUUCCCUUCUCUUUCUCUUUCUGAUGGGAAAAGCAGCUAGGGGGCGCUGCAGGACAGGUUCCAGGGAUUUUCUAAUGCAGAGGGCUUGUUGGAAAUCACAGAUCUGCAUCAAAUUCUGUCUUUGUUUCCACUGCUGCUUUGUGGAGGCUCGUAAAGACUUAGUCUAGUUAUAAAAAGGUUAAAUCGAAUGUAAAGUUACAUUUAUGUAAAUAAAUGAUUUAAAACUCUAUACUUCACUUCAAGUUGCAUUCCCCUGUCAUUAUAUCCGCUUUUUGUAACACGACAAACUGUCCUGUCCUCAUGUCUUCUUUACAUUGUUUUACAUUGCAACUGUAUGUUUUCUGUGUCAUCAGUCAUCCUUUAAUAAAUAUUGAUCUGUUA
Molecule: messenger RNA, 1894 nt
Organism: Hippoglossus stenolepis (Pacific halibut)
Lineage: Eukaryota; Metazoa; Chordata; Actinopteri; Pleuronectiformes; Pleuronectidae
Product: synapse-associated protein 1
Exons: 9
Coding region: 122-1252 (376 amino acids)
Cellular component (GO): cytoplasm; synapse
Source: RefSeq, a predicted model, not a curated record